AUGUCCACAUAUUCUUUCCUCCGCCUCGUCGCAACUAAGACCAAGUGUCCGCGCAAGGCAUUCAACCUCCACAUCCCCUGUUAUGUGAAGCCAAACGCCUCUGCUCGCCGCACCGGUAUCGUAGCAGUGGGCACCGAUAGAAUUGAGGUUUCAGUGGCUGCUGUUCCCCGAGAUGGGGCAGCUAACAUUGCAGUGUCGCAUGUGUUCGCAGAGAUCUUCAAAGUUCCAAAAUCAAGCGUGGAAGUCAUUCGUGGCGCAAAAUCACGAGAGAAAACAUUGUGUGUCGCCGAUCUGGAGAUCGGAGACGCCGGCGAAGAAGCAUACUUGCAACGCGCGACACAAAUAUUACAGGCCGCCAUUAAGACACGAAAUUCCUAG
This is a messenger RNA of Penicillium paradoxum, 378 nucleotides long. Its product is annotated as DUF167 domain-containing protein. The transcript has 2 exons. The record is from RefSeq and is a predicted model, not a curated record. Gene Ontology annotation, cellular component: cytoplasm. Bases 1 to 378 code for a protein of 125 amino acids. NCBI's taxonomy places the organism in Eukaryota, Fungi, Ascomycota, Eurotiomycetes, Eurotiales, Aspergillaceae.